Molecule: messenger RNA, 4199 nt
Organism: Rhodotorula graminis WP1
Lineage: Eukaryota; Fungi; Basidiomycota; Microbotryomycetes; Sporidiobolales; Sporidiobolaceae
Exons: 15
Coding region: 1-4161 (1386 amino acids)
Biological process (GO): RNA export from nucleus; transcription-dependent tethering of RNA polymerase II gene DNA at nuclear periphery; protein localization to nuclear inner membrane
Cellular component (GO): nuclear pore; nuclear pore inner ring
Molecular function (GO): structural constituent of nuclear pore
Source: RefSeq, a predicted model, not a curated record
AUGAGCUCCCUAGUCCAGAGCACGAGCAGCCACCACCACUCGGACGCGCCCCCGACCUCGUCCCUCUCGCACUCGUCCUCGUCUCGCCCUCAUCACCCACCACACGCCUCGGACUCGCACCACAACCAGCAGCAGCCCGACAGCCAGCAGCAGCAACAGCAGCAGCAGACGCCGACUCGCACGCCCCUCGAGCGUGCCAAACUCGUCAUCGACGACCGCCUCGCGAGGGACGACUCGACGCACCCGGUCGGCGACUCGCUCACGGGCGCAUCCUCGGGCGACUACGUCCUGCCGCCCAACCAUGCGUGGCAGCCUGUCACCAAGACCCGCACCGUCCUCCUCCCCGACCGCCUGUUUGAAGAACACGACCUCACCCAGUCGCGAUGCUCGAUGGGUCUUCUCCCCGAGAUCGACCGCGCAUGGGUCAGCAUCGACCACCGCUUGCUCCUGUGGGACUGGGCAGACGGCUCCUCCUUCUCGACGUUCGAGGAGCUGAGCGACGUCAUCGUCGGCGUCGCCCUCGUUCGCCCUCGACCCGGCGUCUUCGUCGACUCGAUCGCCCACAUCCUCGUCCUCGCAACCCCGUCCGCCGUCACCCUCGUCGGCCUCGGCUACACGGCCUCGGCACCUGGCGCCAAGAAGGAGGUAACCUUCUUCCUCACCGGCCUCUCGGUCCCGACCGACGGCGUCUCGUUCACCACCAUCCGCGGCACCCCGUCCGGCCGCAUCUUCCUCACGUCGUCGCCCGACCCGCUCACGCCCGGCGGCAUCGGCGGCGACGGCGCCCUGCACGAGCUCGUGUACCAGGCCCAGGAGGGCUGGUUUGCCAAGCGCUGCACGCUCCACAACAUCACGGGCGGCGGCAUCGCCAAGAGCGUCGUGCCGGCCUUCCUCCGGUCGUUCAGCGCCCUGCCCCAAGCCGAGUGGAUCGUCUCGUUCCAGCUCGACACGGAGCGAGGCCUCGUCUACACGCUCCUGCGCAACUCGACCAUCGAGAUGUUCCAGCUCCCGUCGUCGUCGCCGGGCAAGUUUGACGGCGUCCCGACAAAGGUCGCCAAGACGGGCGAGCUGUCGCGCCAGGCCGCCAUGCUGCUCCCCAACAACCCGAUGCUCAAGGCCGGCUCGGCCUUCCGCCUCGUCGCGCUCGAGGUCGUCCCUGUUGCCGAGGGCGGCGCGCACAACAAGAUCGCGCUCGUCGCCGUCACGACGACCGGCGUCCGCCUGUACUUCUCGCACCAGCGUCGUGGGUACUAUUACGGCGCGUCGAUGGGCUCGGCAGCGGCGCUCGAGCUCGCCCACGUCCGGCCGCCGCCGGCGCCGCAGUCGCAGCAGGGCCAGGGCUCGCAGCAGCUGCAGGGGCAGGGGCAGGGGCAAGGGCAGCAGCAGGGGCAGCACAUCCCGUUCAACUCGGUCAUGCACGCGCAGCACGCGUCGGGCGGGCUCUUCCUCGCGGCCAACAACCUCACGCCCGACCUCGACGUCCUCCUCGUCUGCGCGCCCGACGUCGCCGCCUCGUCGCCCUCGUCCUCGUCGGCUGUCGUCGCUACGGGCCAGGGCCAUCAGUCGUCGUCAUCCUCGUCGUCGUCGGGCCGCCCGUUCACCGAGCUCGCCGGCACGGUCGAGAUCCCGGGCCGCACGUGGGACCUCGCCGAGGUGACGCCGCGUCGUGCCGCGCUCCUCAACGAGCUCGCGACGCAGCCGACGCACCCAAGGCGCGAGUGGGUCGUCCUGACCAACAUGGGCGCGAGCGUCGUCGUGCGGCAGAGGCCCGUCGACACCCUCCUCGACGUGCUCGAGGGCGUCAGCAUGAGCGGCGGCGGCGGGCAGGGCGAGAUCGGCGUCUUCUUCGAGAGCUACGGGCGCGACCAGUCGUGCGCCAUGCUCCUGUCGAUCGCGGCGUCAAACUCGCAGCUCGUGCCGUCCGACGGGCCGGGCGCAUCGGCGACGGCGGCACCCGGGUCGAGGAGCACGACGAGCGCCGUCGCCGAGCAGGCCAAGGCGCUCUUCUUCGAGGGCGGCGGGAGGCCGGUCAGCAUCGACCGCGGCGGGUACGGAGGCGGCGCGCAGAGCUCGACGGCCGACAGCAAGGUCAUCUUCUCCGGUCGGCACGAGGGCCUCGCGUUCUACUUUGCGCGUCUCGUGCGCCCGAUCUGGAAGCAGAAGAUCACGCUCGUCGGCAGCACGCCGGCGGUCCAGGCGGCCAACGUGUCUGAGGCGGCCCUGAGCGCCGUUCAGCGCGACCUGAUCGCGUUGAGGACGUUCGUCGAGCAGGAGCAGCACCUCUUUACCCACCUUCCCGACUCGAGCCGAGCCGGCCACAACGCCGCUGCCUACGCCGCCGAGCAGACGUCGCUCUCGGCGCUCCGGCUCCUCCUCACCCAGUCGGUCGAGGCCAUCUCGUUCGUCCUCCUCCUCAUCGACUACAAGCUCUCCGACAUCGUCUCGGCGUGCGCUCCCGACCUCCAAGAGCAGCUCGCGUCUCUCACCUACGCCGACCUCCUCACGACGCCCAAAGGGCGCGACGUCGCUCGCGGCCUCGUCAGCGCCGUCAUCAACCAGCAGAUCGGCCUGCACCGCUCGGUCGACGCCAUCAGCGAGACGCUGCAGCAGCGCUGCGGCAGCUUCUGCUCGGCCGACGACGUCCUCCUGUACAAGGCGAUCGAGGCGAUGCGGCGGGCCAAGGACACGUACGACGGCGGCGAGCGGACCGAGUGCUUGCGCGAGUCGUUGAGGCUCUUCACCAAGGCGGCCGGCCACCUGUCGCUCGAGCGGCUCCAGGAGAUCUGCAAGGAGUACACGUCGUUGCGCUACGCCCUCGGCGUCAUCGACCUCGCCCUCGCCUGCGCGCACAAGUGGGACCCGUCCGACCGCGCCGUCUCGUUCUGGCUCGACGAGCAGCCCUCGUCCGACCCUCGCGCGUCGGCCUUCUCGCAGCGCCAGACGUGCCACCGCCUCGUGUUCGACGCGCUCGAGGCCAUGGACGCCGCUCUCGACGAGGCGUCGCGCAGCGGCCGUGCGGGCGCAGCCGAGGACGCCGACGGCAUGCGCACGAACGCGUACAACAAGGCGCUCGCCGUGCGCGACGACUUCUUCCACGCCGAGCUGUACGACUGGUACCUGUCACGCAACCUCACGGACCAACUGCUCGAGACGCGCACGCCCUAUCUCGAGGGCUUCCUUGCCCGAGAGCCGACGACGCUGGAGAAGAGCGACCUCUUGUGGCAGUACUACGUCCGCACGGGCCGGUACGCUCGCGCGGCCCAAGUCCUCGCCUCGCUCUCCGAAUCCUCAGCAUUCCCGCUCUCGCUGCAGAAGCGCGUCGAGUACUUGUCACUCGCGGUCGGCAACGCCAAGUCGCUGCAGCACUCGUCCUCUGCGUCCCGAGGCGACGCCGUCCAGUUCCUUACCGACGUCGAGGAGAAGCUCGAGGUGGCGCAGGUGCAGAUCGAGAUCUUCCGGGCCAUCGAGGAGGGUCCGCUCCCGAGCGACGAGAAGCAGGCGUGGCUUGAGAAGGUCGAGGAGCGCCUCUUCACCAUCACCGAGCUCUACGCCGACUUUGCCGAGCCGCUCGAGCUCCUCGAGAUCAUCCUCCUCAUCUUCCACGUCUCGGACCACCGCGACCCGUUCCUCGUCACGGCGACCUGGGAGGCGAUCCUGUCUCGAGCACAAGAAGAGCAGCCCGAAAACCCGGUCGACGCUGUCGCCGCCAAGGUGACGCAGCUCGGCCAGCGCUUCCACUCUUCGGACGUCUCUUUCCCGCUCGCCGAGCUCGUCGCCCUUCUCGAGCGAUUCAGCUUCGAGCGCAAGUCGGAGGCGCGCGCCGGGUGGGUCGCGCUCGCAGUCCGCGACGCCGGCGUCCCGUUCGAGGCGCUUUAUGCCGUCUAUGAGGAGCUCCUCACCGCCAAGCUUCCGCCCUGGCACACCUUGCCCGGCCAGGUCUUCCUCAUCGCCGACGUCGUCGUUCUUGUCGAGACGUGGCUCGCCGAGUCGUCCUCGGCGUCGUCGUCCGUCUCGCGCUCGUUCCCGGCCACCACCAUCGAGACGUCGCUCGGGCGCAUGCUCCUCAAUCUCCAGGCCGGCUCGAACGUGCCCGGCGCAGCGAACGUCAUCUCGAGCCUGCAGCAGCUUCAGUGGGACGUCAGGAGGAAGGGCGGGUUCUAGCUUGUCGGCGCGAGAUGAAAAGGCCGUUUCACGUCCUC